Molecule: messenger RNA, 901 nt
Organism: Drosophila melanogaster (fruit fly)
Lineage: Eukaryota; Metazoa; Arthropoda; Insecta; Diptera; Drosophilidae
Exons: 1
Coding region: 95-694 (199 amino acids)
Source: RefSeq, marked reviewed
UUUGCUCGAGGUAAAAGUAUUGUCUAUUUUUCGUUUAGGGUUUCAAAAUUAUAAAGUUUGUAGUCGGCUGAACACUUCCUUCCAUUCAAUCCAAAUGGCUAAGAUUCCUUUAAGCUGGAGCAGAGUUCUUCGGCUGAUUCGGUUGCAUCAUCUGGCGGUGGGCAACAUCGCCGUGCUCUGCCUUAUUGUGUUGAGUAUCAUGGACUACGGGAUAUUAGAUCUCUUCUGUUGGUUUGAAACGGUUGAGGAGGAGAAUAUUCCGCUGACCGUUUUGAUGUACAUCGGUGGAUUAAAGGUGGCUAUUAUCCUGUUUCUCGCACUGUGGUGCUGGACUAGAGAAGAAGCUGAAAAGAAUCAGGAGGGCAAUAUGGACAUGCCCAUCUCUUACGUUCGUAAGCGGUACUGUCGUUUUCUUGUGAUGAACCUGUUGGCGUCCGUAGACCGGCUGAUCCACCACCACUCACACAUUGAUGACUUCCUGCAAAGUCGCAAGGACUGCGGCGAGGCAGUGGAACAGUUUCGCUGGAGAGCUCGAAGGCUCUUUGAGCGCACGGAUCUGCAACUUUGUGUUCCACUCCACGAAGUCCUUUCUGUGGAUGAUCCGCAGGAGAAGGAACUCCUCCGCUUGGGUUACGGCGAUAAAUUGGCACAGUUGCGAGAGCUGGACGUCUACAAGAUGAUCUACAGCGACUAAUUAACUUCACAAACGUGUUAAUUUGAAUGCGCCAUACGCAUGUGAGGUUAUAAAGUUGGCAGAGUGGAAGGUCCUUUUCCCCUAUUACUUUUCUGGAGGUUGUUCGGAUCAUUAUAAGCUUUUAAGAUCAUAUUUAUUGUAAGCAUUUCGACUUUUAGGUGUAUUUACCGCUAAAUCAAUUACAAAUAUAAAUCUUUCGUAAAAAUU